This is a messenger RNA of Pediculus humanus corporis (human body louse), 1569 nucleotides long. RefSeq names its product cytochrome P-450, putative. The transcript has 5 exons. The coding region runs from base 1 to 1569 and encodes 522 amino acids. The record is from RefSeq and is a predicted model, not a curated record. NCBI's taxonomy places the organism in Eukaryota, Metazoa, Arthropoda, Insecta, Psocodea, Pediculidae. Gene Ontology annotation, molecular function: heme binding; monooxygenase activity; oxidoreductase activity, acting on paired donors, with incorporation or reduction of molecular oxygen.
AUGGAUUAUUACUACGUCACGCUACUAAUAAUAAUAAUAUCCGCUUUGACUUGGUUCAUAUACGCAUUAGCAAAUAGAAAUUGUAAUUAUUGGAAAAAUCGUAACGUUCCCUACGUGUCACCCGUACCAUUUUUUGGAAAUUUAAAAUCCCUUUUAUUCCUCGAGAAAAACGUCGGGGAAUUUUUAGGGGAUUUAUACAAUAGUGAAAAAUUACCGGAUCACGGAUUUUACGGGAUUUAUUUAACGAACAACGAUCCGGCAUUGAUAAUAAGGGAUCCGGAAUUGAUAAGAAAUAUAUGCAUUAAAGAUUUUCAACAUUUUUCAAAUAGAAACGCGACGAGCGAUGAAAAAAAUGAUCCACUCGGAUACAAUAACCUUUUCACAUUAACUGGUUCGAAAUGGAAAUUCAUAAGGACUAAAUUAACACCGACAUUUACGUCGGGAAAAAUGAAACAAAUGUUUACUUUGGUCAAAGAAACAUCGGACGAAUUAAUACGAUACCUGAAUGAAAAUUCAAAAGAGAAAAAUUACACGAUUAUGGAAACGAAAAGAAUUUUAGCCAAAUUUACAGUCGACGUCAUAUCAACCUGCGCGUUCGGUAUAAAAUCAAAUUGUUUAAGGGAUGAAAAAUCAACGUUCGGUUUUUUUUCCGAUAUGAUAUUCGAAACGACGGUGAAAAGAGCCUACGAAUGGCGAGCAUUUUUUUUCGUACACUGGAUGAUCAAAGGACUCGGUGGGGUUUUCUUGAGAAAGGAAAGCACGGAAUAUUUCCGUAAAGUUUUCGACGAAACCAUGAAAGAACGUGAGAGUCAAAAAAUAUUCAGAAAUGAUUUCGUUGAUAAUUUGAUCAAAUUGAAAAACGAACAAGAGGAAAAAUUAAAAAAAGAAGAAAAUGGAAAGAAAACUUUUGAUAAAGAUGAAAUAUUCGAAUUAAAAGGUGAUUUACUGUUGGCACAAUCUGUUGCCUUUUUCACCGCCGGCUUUGAAACAACAUCAACGACUAUGACGUAUUCUUUAUACGAAUUAGCACUCAAUCCGGAAGUGCAAGAAAAAUUAAGGGAGGAAAUAUUACGCUCUAUGGAAAAACACGAUGGUUGUUUAACAUACGACGGAAUUAUGGAAAUGAAUUAUUUAUCUAUGGUCGUUUCCGAAACUUUAAGAAAAUAUCCACCGCUACCAUUUUUAGAUAGGAUUUGUACGAUGGAUUAUAAAAUUCCAGGAACGGAUGUCGUCGUGAAAAAGGGAACACCGAUUUACAUUCCCCUAUUCAAUGGGUUACACUACGAUAGUAAAUAUUAUCCGGAACCGGAAAAAUACAUACCGGAAAGGUUCACGGAAGAAAAUAAGAAAACUCGUCAUCCAUAUUCGUAUUUACCGUUUGGCGAAGGACCGAGAACUUGCAUCGGUGCUCGUUUCGGUUCAAUGGUAUCGAAAAUCGGUUUGUGCGCCAUUUUGUCAAAUUUUAAAGUUGAAACGUGUUCGAAAACGGCCGUGCCAUUGGAACAAAAUCACAGAUCCCUUUUGUUUUGCACGAAAGACGGAUGUUUUUUAAAAUAUACAAAAUUAUAA